AUGAGGAACUCCCCGAACUCCUCUGAACCAGGCUUCCUGCCGGAGCUUCCGCCAGCAGCUACCCACCCGCAGGGACGCAAGCUUCACCCCCAUUUCAUCUCGCUGAUACUGCAGACCUAUAAGGACUCCAUAGCAGCAAUAGCAUUCUCCUCAACCGAGGACUAUGUUCCUGCAUAUGACUCCAUCUUCAAGAGGUCAGAAUGUUAUAAUGAAAAACUUCACCGGGAUGACAGGGCACAUGCAAAACACAAGGGUCUGGAUCUUCAUAAUGAGGAAACCUCUCGUCCAGUGCCAGUACUAAGCUCUUCAGAAUAUGGCAGACACCUUCAUCUCAUUGUAGACAAAGUAAACAGGGACCAUGUUAGAGUUGGUGUGGUACGGCUGGAAUUCUUCCGCAAGAGUGGAAUGAGUAAAUCACUGGAGGAAGGCUACGGUUGUGUAACUCCAUCAUAAACCAGUUAAAAAUAUACUUGCCGUUUGCAGCAAAAAAUCCUAAUAUAUUUUCAAUAAAGGUUAGCAAUAUCA
This is a messenger RNA of Nanorana parkeri, 525 nucleotides long. RefSeq names its product chromosome unknown C5orf49 homolog (gene CFAP90). Lineage: Eukaryota; Metazoa; Chordata; Amphibia; Anura; Dicroglossidae. The record is from RefSeq and is a predicted model, not a curated record. The transcript has 3 exons. Bases 1 to 453 code for a protein of 150 amino acids.